GCGCCGCAGAAAAAGAAAGCGACGCAGGAAGGAAGCAAACUUGAAAGCUUUGUGACUAAACACAGCGAUAGUUUCACAUGUUUUGAAUCGACAUCGAUGCGUUGAGUUGGUUCUUGUUAUGUUAAACACAAUAUCUGUGGCUGUGAGUGACUGGACUUUAUGGAUAUCGAGUACACGCGCUGCUGUCGUCCGUUAGCUGCUUAGCGUCCUUAGCUCGCCCGUUAGCCUCGCCACAUCAAAACAAGACGCCGAACAAGAUGAACGUGGUGAAAAACCGGAGUUUACUCCCGAACCUGCGCGACGAGGAGACCGUGUUGGUGGAAAACGCGAUCCGACUUGCGAUAGACUCGAUAAUAAACGUGCUGUGCGGCGUGAACAGCGCCAGGACUCGGGAGUACCAGCAGAUGGUGGCGGACCGGGACCAAGAGAUCCAGCGGCUGGAGAGCGGUCUGAAGAGGAUCGAGCACGAGCUGCACUUGCUCCGCAGACAGGGGUGCACCUGCGAGCUGUUCACUGACGAGCACGGCCUGGACCCUGGCUCCUCACAGGCUGCAGAACACCUGCAGGCGGCAGAGGAGCACAGCGGGUUCGAACCCGGAUGCCACAUGGACGCUGAGGUGAUAGCGGGGCAGCAGGAGUGUGAGAUGAGCAUCUCGUUGGGACUUUUUGCCAGACCCCCCUCGCACGCCUCUUCCGAAAGCCACGACUCGGCUCCUCCGUCGUUCCCCGGCAGAAUGUGCCUGGAGCAGGCCUGCGCCUCCCAGUCGUCCUCAGAGACGUCAGGUGUGACGUCAGGUGUGUCCGAGCAAGCGAGACAGCACCUACCGUCGUCCCCCAGCAGCCUCGUGGUCAAAGAGGAACCGUGUGACGUCGACGCGGUCCUGAUCAAGUGGGAAAUGAGCGAGGAGAGUUUCAGGGAGCACCAGGACAGCACAGGCAGCCUGUUUCAGGAAGAAGAAAGCCUCACUGUCAAAAAUAAACACGAUAACGCAGAGUUUCGGGAGAAACUGCCAGUCCACCCAGAUAGACACCAAAUCACAGAGGGACAACACUUAAGGAACAAGAAGAAAAGCGUCCCGAUGUCUGAGCUGCCAGAGGAGGCUCAGAGACUGAAGAGGGCGGCGUGGAGAGCAGCAUCCAGGCGCUACUACGCCCGCAAAGUAGCCCGGCAGCAGGUGAACCCCUCCCAUUCCGCCACCUUCCCUCACAUGCCGGCGUUGCAGUAUACGCAGCCUCUCUCUUUUGUGGAUAAGAGGAGGACGCUGAUAUCUCACUUACCUGAAGAGUCCCAGAUAAUGCAGAGGGAGGCGUGGAGGGCAGCGUCCAGGAGGUACUACGCAAGAAAAAUGUCUCGCCACCAGGCUGAGCCGGCACAGUACGGACACCUGCUCCAGAACACAGAGCCAUCUGGAGAAUCACAGGAAUCUGAGCGAGGAUCCCGAAGCAACACUGAAGGAAUAAUGUGCAGAUGAUAGAUGGGUUUCAUGUUUGGAGUCAAAACUUAAAGGGUUAGUUCAGGGUUGUUUUGAAUUGUGGUUACAUGAGGUAAUGACACAUGAACUGUCUCCAUCGAGUGUCUGGAUUUGUCUUCCAGAUGCUGUCAUUGACAUCGUGUCAAAGUAAUUAACAGUUUAUUCCUUUUAUCCACAAAGAUAAAGUCACACAUAUUUUGUCACUAUUCUCCUGUUCUGUCGUCAAAGUCUGCAAAGGUUCAGGGAUUAAGGAUUUCUCCUUAAGGCCUCUCACUGAAAACAUGGCUGCUUUAGCCACAAACAAAAGGCUCAGCUAAUCAAAUAUACACCUGUUUAACUAUUAGGAUGUUUUAAAGGUAUGUUUGCCGUUAAUAUCUCUCUGUUGGACUUUGUAAACUCUCCCAACACCAAAGUGUACAGACAAAGUCAGUGGUUUUAUUUAAUGGCACUAUGUUGAUGUGUGACUUCUGUGUUCAAAAUCCUUCAGUGACACAAACUGACCACACGAGGCAGCAGUAGACCAGCAGCUCCUGUGUUCCCACAAGCGAGAAACAGUGACAUUUCCAGUCGGAAAGAUAUUUUAGACUUCAGCAGGUUUGUAUCCAUGUGAUUCAGUGUAUUUAUGCUGCAGGUUGCUCUUCAUGUGUUGUUGCCAGUUUGUGAGACAAACUUCACUCUGCAAAUAUUGUGUGUAAACAGAGAAACCGGUUUGCUGCUGGUCAUUAAGAAACACACAACGUGGAGUCAGUUACAGCAAAGUGUAACUUUCAUUAAAUGAUUUCAAUAAUACAGGUGAACUGUCCAGGGUGUGACCCCGCCUAUCACCCCCCCCACACCAUUUCAAUCAUGUUUUCCCUCCUGUCCUCACUAGCAGUAAAGUCACAAAGACAGAGAGUGUGAGGGCGUCAUUACCUCGUACAACCACACAAAUAAACCUGUACUAUCACUUUAAUACUUGAACACUGGGGUACUUGAUGGAUUUCUAUCAAUAAUGUUGAUUUGUCUAGAGUGUUAUGAUCCAAAUGUGUUUUUUUAAGUUCAAUUUCUUUGUUGAAUUAUGUGAUGAAUAUUCCCUCGACAGUCACUGUCUCAAAAUUCUUCGGCGAUAAAUAUUUAAUAUAUAAAUAGUUUUGUACUACAUGGCAGUGGCCCUGGAGUCCAAUAUUUCUAAUUACAAUCAACUCCAGUGGUCAUAGAAUUACAGUAUAAGCCUAUCUAUCUUUAAAGGUGAAGAGAUGUACUGGCGUUUUGUUUUCAUCGUUUUAUUCAAAGCAUGUUCAAUAAUAAAACACUUUCAACACA
This is a messenger RNA of Solea senegalensis (Senegalese sole), 2774 nucleotides long. RefSeq lists its product as uncharacterized. The transcript has 4 exons. NCBI's taxonomy places the organism in Eukaryota, Metazoa, Chordata, Actinopteri, Pleuronectiformes, Soleidae. The coding region runs from base 258 to 1472 and encodes 404 amino acids. The record is from RefSeq and is a predicted model, not a curated record.